Molecule: messenger RNA, 1942 nt
Organism: Ictalurus furcatus (blue catfish)
Lineage: Eukaryota; Metazoa; Chordata; Actinopteri; Siluriformes; Ictaluridae
Gene: bfsp2
Product: beaded filament structural protein 2, phakinin
Exons: 7
Coding region: 500-1792 (430 amino acids)
Biological process (GO): intermediate filament organization
Cellular component (GO): intermediate filament
Molecular function (GO): structural molecule activity
Source: RefSeq, a predicted model, not a curated record
AAUAGUUAGUAUGACUUACGUCAUACUAAAAAGCAUGAGUCAUUUAGCUUGGGUAAGUCAGGUGGUGCUUACUGGCCCAGUAUGUGAUGUGUGAUGUGUUGCAUAAUGCUCUCUUACACACACACACACACACACACACACACAAACAAAAGCAUGGGAUAUGAUGAUUGCAGAGUUUUCACCUAUAUUUAUUUAUCCCUGGUUGAAUCAUGUGUUCAAGCAUGUGUCCUGGAUUUGUCAGGGGCUCUAUAGAGCUUUCCUGAGAAACACACAAUGCUGAGGCAACCAAAAAUCAGUCAGCCUGAAUGAACAAAGAGUGCAGGCUGCUGUUACAAUGGUGCCAAAACAAAAGCCCUGCUUUCCAGAAGCCCAGGCCACCAUAAAGAGGCAUGUGACAGAAGCUUUUUUGCCGUUUUGCGAAGUUAGAAAGAAGUGGUGUGUUCCGCAUUAAUGCCUCUGGGUGAGUAGUUGGUCUGUAAGAUACCAAUCCAGGAAAGAAAUGCCUCUGACAAGACGCCGAUCAUCCACCCUGGGCCAGGCUGGUGCAGAAAGGCCAGGAAGUGUGAGCCGAGUGAGCACAUGCGGUACCACAGCUCCUCGGGGUACAAUCGUGGGCUCGGCAUCUUCCGACAGCACCAGCUGCCUGGGUGCCCGUGUGUCCCGCAGGGCACUGGGCAUCAGCAGCAUCUUCCUGCAAGGCCUGCGCAGUACCACUGUCCCUGUGCUGCCCAAGUAUGCAGAAAGGGGUCACCUGAUGGGUGCUGAGGGCCUUAACAGCUGUCUGCUAGAGUACCGUGACAAGGUACAUACCCUUGAGCAACUCAAUCAGCAGCUGGAAGAGCAGAUCCAUAACUGCCUGGAUCGCAAGGCCUCCAGCGCCAAGAUGUGGGGCGCACUCAGGCAGGAAUGGGAGGACAUCUACAGACAGGUGAGUGAGGCCAUCCUGGACAAUGCUCGACUUGUGCUUCAGACAGAGAAUCUCCAGGCCAAUGCUGAAGAUCUUAAAGAGAGGUUUGAACAUGAGCAGCCUUUCCGUAAAGCCGUAGAGGAAGAGAUCAGCUCCCUCUAUAAGGUGAUUGAUAAUGCCAACUUUACCAGGACGGACAUGGAGACCCAGAUGGAGAGAAUGCAUGCUGAGCUUCUAGACUUAGCCAAAACUCAUGAAGAGGAUGUGAGACAGCUCUAUAACCAGUUGUCUAGCCAUGAGGUUGAUGAAAGUGAUCUACCUACUGAGACCAGUCUAGAACAGAUAUUGACUUUUAUCCAUUCCCACUGGGAAAAGGUCCUUGAGAAGACCCGGGCAGAGACUGAUGCAUUCCUAGAGUGCAAGAAGGUGGACAGUGGGGACAGAAAACUGAGUGAGGAGGAAAAAGUCCUGGAGAACCUGAAGACAGAAUGUAAUGAUACAAAUGCGAAGAUCCAGAGCCUGCAUGCUGAAACAGAGUCUAUGAGAGCGCUGAAACGAGGCCUGGAGAACUCCCUGAAUGACGCAAAGCACUGGCAUGACAUUGAGCUUCAGAACUUGGGCUCGGUCAUUGGGAAGCUGGAGGCCGAGCUCGCUGAUGUGCGUGGAGACAUCGAGCAGCAACAGCGUGACUAUGAGACACUGCUCAACAACAAGAAGAGGCUAGAAAUGGAGAUUGGAAUGUACCAUGGGAUCCUGGAGGGAGAGGAGAAUAGAUUUCACCCAUCAAUGUCCGUGUAUGUUAGUGCAGAAGCUGAAGGACAAACCCAAACUUUUCCUGAACAGGAAAGCUCUACUGAUGGUACUGCAGCUUUUACUGGGUCAUAAGGUUUUGGUGUCUAAAAACAAUUGCAGUAAACUAACUUGUUGAUCUAAGCUACUAAGCAGUGGAAGUAUUUUGACAGAAUUGAUGUCUUUAUUUCACAAACAGAUCUAAUAAACACACAGUGUACAUUUGUGUGCAAGUUUGUAAAACAC